Messenger RNA from Carya illinoinensis, 1674 nucleotides. RefSeq names its product receptor-like serine/threonine-protein kinase SD1-6. Lineage: Eukaryota; Viridiplantae; Streptophyta; Magnoliopsida; Fagales; Juglandaceae. The record is from RefSeq and is a predicted model, not a curated record. The transcript has 7 exons. Gene Ontology annotation, molecular function: ATP binding; protein serine/threonine kinase activity. The coding region runs from base 505 to 1479 and encodes 324 amino acids. Gene Ontology annotation, biological process: protein phosphorylation.
ACCAAAUCAAUUAUUCCUGCUAUGAUAUCUUCCUUUGUCUGCAAUAGACGAAUGCAUAUUUUCACGUUGUUUAUGUGUCUGCUUCCAUCUUCAGCACACCUAGCUAGCUAAUCUCUGCAUCUGAGUUCCAAACGACCCUUCCUCAAUGCUUUCUAAAACUGUUAUCGCCCUCUUCUGUGUUUUCCUAUCUCUAGCAUUAUGCCCUUCGGAAGCACGGACUUGGGUAAAAGGAGGUUACUGGUUUGCUGAGGAGGGUGACCAUGAAAAUCAGAACCAUAAGGGGAGAUUGUUAGUGAUUGUUUUGGUUUCGAGUGGUGCUACGAUUGUUCUCCUCCUAGGCUCGGUGUGGGUGAUGUGUUAUUUGAGGAAGAGAAAGGUCAAGUUGACAGGGACGGUACUCAAGGCAAGAAAAGAAAAAGAAGCCAAAGUAAAUGGUAUAGCAACUGCUGGAAACUUAAACACCAAUGUUCCGGAUCUUGAGUCUAUAGCUAUGCUGAUAUUGAGAUGGCUACGAAUAAAUUUUCAUUUGAAAAUAAGCUAGGAGAGGGUGGAUAUGGUCCUGUUUACAAGGGUGUACUAGUAAACAAACAGGAAAUAGCAGUGAAAAAACUUUCAAAAGCUUCAACACAGGGGUUUGAGGAGUUCAAGAAUGAGGUCACACUAACAGCAAAACUACAACAUGUUAAUCUUGUGCGAGUUUUGGGAUUUUGCAUCGAAAGGGAUGAACAAAUGCUGAUCUACGAGUACAUGCCAAACAAAAGCUUGGAUUUCUACCUCUUUGACAGUGCCAGACGAUUUCUUUUGGAUUGGAAAAAGCGUGUUCAUAUAAUCGAAGGGAUUACUCAAGGACUUCUAUAUCUCCAAGAAUACUCAAGAUUGACAAUAAUUCAUCGAGACCUGAAAGCUAGCAACAUUUUACUUGACAAUGAAAUGAAGCCUAAGAUCUCAGAUUUUGGUAUGGCAAAGAUUUUCAGUAAAGAUGAACAUGAAGCAAACACCGGCCGGAUUGUGGGAACAUAUGGUUAUGUUCCGCCGGAAUAUGUUAAAAAAGGUUUAUACUCUACUAAAUCCGAUGUUUACAGCUUUGGAGUUCUAAUCCUACAAAUCAUAAGUGGCAAGAAGAAUGCCUGCUUUUAUGGUCUAAAUGAAGAUUUGAACCUCCUUGAAUAUGCAUAUGACUCGUGGAAGUCAGGAAAAGGCAAGGAGUUUAUGGAUCCAUCCCUAGAUGAUACGGUUUCAUCAUGUAAACUAAUCAGAUGUCUUCAAAUAGGUCUUUUAUGCGUUCAGGAAAAUGCAGCUGAUAGGCCAUCCAUUUUGGAGGUUUCUUCAAUGCUAAAAAGUGAGAGUGCUGCUCUUACAAUCCCCAAAAUUCCUGCUUUUUCUACAAAAAGAAACGGAGAUGAGCGAACUAAAUCUCAACUCCAGCUAGAAAAUUGUUCCAUCAAUGAUACAACACUCUCCCAAAUGGAAGCCCGGUAACCAAGCAAGGAGCCAUCUCUCUUCUGAAAUAUAGUUUCAUAAUUGGAGAGAAAUUUCUGCAUAUUCUUAAGAGUGAGAUAUAUACAUAAAAGUAUAUGUAUGUACUUCUUUCAUUGUACCAAUUUUGUAAAUCACUGCAGAACAUACAUUUUAGAUUCUUAUCAUAAUGUAGUCUUGACCUUUAGAUUCUUAUCA